CGCACUUGGAUUAUCCUUUGUGAUUUUUGCUACAAGCCUGUUUAGGAUUUCUUAUUACUCCGCUAUUGGACCUGACUCCUACACCGACUCUACAGCAGCGAUGAUGAACUUCACUUCAGCCUCGCUUCAGCAGCACCAGGAUGUGGAGCCCGAGCCCGGAUGGAGCGGACUGGACGACCCCUGGAACGGAACACGGAGGGAGACGUUUGUGAGGAGCCCAUCCCCUCUCUGGAGCUCAUCCCCAUCUCCUGUGAGGAGCCCAUCCCCUCUCAGGACCCCAUCACCUGUGAGGAGCCCAUCCCCUCUCAGGACCCCAUGGUCGUCACCUGUGAGGAGCUCAUCCCUUCCCAGGAGCCCAUCCCCUCUCAGGACCCCAUGGUCGUCACCUGUGAGGAGCCCAUUCUCUCUCAGGACCCCAUGGUCGUCACCUGUGAGGAGCCCAUUCUCUCUCAGGACCCCAUGGUCGUCACCUGUGAGGAGCCCAUUCUCUCUCAGGACCCCAUCACCUGUGUGGAGCCCAUCCCCUCUGAGGACCCCAUGGCCGUCACCUGUGAGGAGCUCAUCCCUUCCCAGGACCCCGUCACCUGUGAGGAGCCCAUCCCCUCUCAGGACCCCAUGGCCAUCACCUGUGAGGAGCCCAUCCCCUCUCAGGACCCCAUCACCUGUGAGGAGCCCAUCCUCUCUCAGGACCCCAUCACCUGUGUGGAGCCCAUCCCCUCUCGGGACCCCAUGGUCGUCAUCUGUGAGGAGCUCAUCCCUUCCCAGGACCCCAUCACCUGUGAGGAGCCCAUCCCCUCUCAGGAGCCUAUCCCCAUCACCUGUGUGGAGCCCAUCCCCUCUCAGGACCCCAUGCCCAUCACCUGUAAGGAGCCCAUCCCCUCUCAGGACCCCAUGCCCAUCACCUGUAAGGAGCCCAUCCCCUCUCAGGACCCCAUGGCCAUCACCUGUGAGGAGCCCAUCCUCUCUCAGGACCCCAUCACCUGUGAGGAGCCCAUCGCCUCUCAGGACCCCAUCCCCAUCACCUAUGAGGACCCCGUCACCUGUGAGGAGCUCAUCCUCUCUCACGACCCCGUCACCUGUGAGGAGCUCAUCCUCUCUCACGACCCCGUCACCUGUGAGGAGCUCAUCCUCUCUCACGACCCCGUCACCUGUGAGGAGCUCAUCCUCUCUCACGACCCCGUCACCUGUGAGGAGCUCCUCCUCUCUCACGACCCCGUCACCUGUGAGGAGCUCCUCCUCUCUCACGACCCCGUCACCUGUGAGGAGCUCCUCCUCUCUCACGACCCCGUCACCUGUGAGGAGCUCCUCCUCUCUCACGACCCCGUCACCUGUGAGGAGCUCCUCCUCUCUCACGACCCCGUCACCUGUGAGGAGCUCCUCCUCUCUCACGACCCCGUCACCUGUGAGGAGCUCCUCCUCUCUCAGGAGCCCAUCCCCAUCACCUGUGUGGAGCUCAUCCCUUCCCAGGUCCCCAUCACCUGUGUGGAGCUCAUCCCUUCCCAGGUCCCCAUCACCUGUGUGGAGCUCAUCCCUUCCCAGGUCCCCAUCACCUGUGUGGAGCUCAUCCCCUCUCAGGAGCCCAUCCCCAUUACCUGUGUGGAGCGCAUCCUCUCUCACGACCCCGUCACCUGUGAGGAGCCCAUCCCCUCUCAGGAGCCCAUCCCCAUUACCUGUGUGGAGCUCAUCCCUUCCCAGGUCCCCAUCACCUGUGUGGAGCUCAUCCCUUCCCAGGACCCCAUCACCUGUGAGGAGCCCAUCCCCUCUCAGGAGCCCAUCCCCAUUACCUGUGUGGAGCGCAUCCUCUCUCACGACCCCGUCACCUGUGAGGAGCUUAUCCCCUCUCACGACCCCGUCACCUGUGAGGAGCUUAUCCCCUCUCACGACCCCGUCACCUGUGAGGAGCUUAUCCCCUCUCACGACCCCGUCACCUGUGAGGAGCUUAUCCCCUCUCACGACCCCGUCACCUGUGAGGAACUCAUCCCCUCUCAGGACCCCAUGGCCAUCACCUGUAAGGAGCCCAUCCCCUCCCAGGACCCCAUUCCCUGUGAGGAGCCCAUCCCCUCGCAGAAACCCAUUUCCUGUGAGGAGACCAUCCCCAGUAAGGAGUCCAUCCUCUUUGAGGAGGCCACCACCUUCAGGGAAUCCACAACCUUCAACUGUUCCUCUGCCCCUGCCUCAUGUCCGGAUUAA
Molecule: messenger RNA, 2190 nt
Organism: Hemibagrus wyckioides
Lineage: Eukaryota; Metazoa; Chordata; Actinopteri; Siluriformes; Bagridae
Product: cell surface glycoprotein 1-like
Exons: 2
Coding region: 160-2190 (676 amino acids)
Source: RefSeq, a predicted model, not a curated record